Rhodamnia argentea is the source of this 510-nucleotide messenger RNA. Its product is annotated as heavy metal-associated isoprenylated plant protein 28-like. The transcript has 3 exons. The record is from RefSeq and is a predicted model, not a curated record. The coding region runs from base 1 to 510 and encodes 169 amino acids. Gene Ontology annotation, molecular function: metal ion binding. Lineage: Eukaryota; Viridiplantae; Streptophyta; Magnoliopsida; Myrtales; Myrtaceae.
AUGAUGAUCGUUGAGAUGCAAGUGCACAUGGACUGUGCUGGAUGUGAAGAUAAGAUAAGAAAAGCCCUUCAAAAGUUAGAAGGAGUGGAUGAGAUAGACAUCCACAUGGACAUGCAGAAGGUGACAGUCACGGGGUGGGCUACCCAGAAGAAGGUUCUCAAGGCAGUGAAGAAGACAGGAAGGAGAGCAGAGUUCUGGCCAUUCCCCUACAACCCUGAGAUCAACAACUUUGAUCCACAAAAUUAUUAUUAUAACAAUAACACUUAUCACAAUGAUAAUCAUAAUCACUAUGAGCACAAUGACAAUUACUAUUUCCACCAACCUAGUUACAGUCAUCACUCCUAUGAAUUGCCACCAAUACCUUCCUCAUACCCCUAUUAUUACAAGCAAGGCUACACCAGUAAUGAUGACUAUGGCUAUUUCCACCACUCACCUCCUCCUGCUAUGGUUGAUUAUCAAGCUAGCUCCAUGUUUAGUGAUGAAAACCCUCAUGCUUGCUCAAUCAUGUAA